AUGGCGUCAGUGGAGGGACAACAUGAACAGGUGGAGGGUCAACAUGAACGGGUGAAGGGACAACAGGAACAGCUGGAGGGACAACAUGAACAGGUGGAGGGACAACAUGAACAGGUGGAGGGGCAACAGGAACAGCUGGAGGGACAACAUGAACAGGUGAAGAGACAACAUGAACAGGUGGAGGGACAACAGGAACAGCUGGAGGGACAAUAUGAACAGGUGGAGGGACAACAUGAACAGGUGGAGGGACAACAUGAACAGGUGGAGGGACAACAGGAACAGCUGGAGGGACAAUAUGAACAGGUGGAGGGACAACAUGAACAGAUGGAGGGUCAACAUGAACAGGUGGAGGGACAACAGGAACAGCUGAAGGGACAACAUGAACAGAUGAAGGGACAACAUGAACAGAUGAAGGGACAACAUGAACAGAUGAAGGGACAACAGGAACAGCUGAAGGGACAACAUGAACAGAUGAAGGGACAACAUGAACAGGUGGAGGGUCAACAUGAACAGGUGGAGGGACAACAUGAACAGGUGGAGGGACAACAUGAACAGGUGGAGGGUCAACAUGAACAGGUGGAGGGACAACAGGAACAGCUGAAGGGACAACAUGAACAGAUGAAGGGACAACAGGAACAGAUGGAGGGACAACAUGAACAGGUGAAGGGACAACAUGAACAGGUGGAGGGACAAUAUGAACAGAUGGAGGGACAACAUGAACAGGUGAAGGGACAACAUGAACAUGUAAAGGAACAACAUGAACCGGCGGAGGGACAACAUGAACAGGUGGAGGGACAACAUGAACAGGUGGAGGGACAACAUAAACAGGUAAAUGAACAACAUGAACCGACGGAGGGACAACAUGAACAGGUAAAGGGACAACAUAAACAGGUAAAUGAACAACAUGAACCGGCGGAGGGACAACAUGAACUGGUGAAGGGACAACAUGAACAGGAGGAGGGACAACAUGAACAGUUGAGGUACAACAUGAACAGGUGA
This is a messenger RNA of Mya arenaria, 999 nucleotides long. RefSeq lists its product as uncharacterized. Lineage: Eukaryota; Metazoa; Mollusca; Bivalvia; Myida; Myidae. The transcript is spliced from 2 exons. The record is from RefSeq and is a predicted model, not a curated record. Bases 1 to 999 code for a protein of 332 amino acids.